AUGCCAGUCGAGCAGAUAUGCCUGGCCCCUGCCAACCGGCUUUCAGCGUUCCCUUCUGUCCUUGUUUCGGAGCCAGAGCCGGGCCCAUUCUCAGCACUGUCUAAUCCACGAUCCAGCUUCAAGUUCCGCGCAAGGUCAGUUGACCCUUUAACCAACACACGAUUAAGCUCUGCUACUUGGAAGAACAGACGUCUCCGAUUCCUCCAGUCUCCAUCCACGCCAGCACCAACAUCUUCUUCUUCGUCAUGUUCUCAGUCAGCCGGCCCUCUCGAGGUGGAUUCUGCUUCUCGACAGACUUUCCCCGUUGACACUCACUCGUCGACAACUGCUCAUUCAGACAGAACCCGCUUUCCCUUUCGACUUGGCUCAGCCCGGCGUCGUCAGGUUGUCGGGUCUCUUCGUCACUCCUGUCUGGCAGUUUCCGACCAACUGGAUCCUUUCGCAGUCGAUGCAACGCGAAAC
Messenger RNA from Protopolystoma xenopodis, 462 nucleotides. The record is from the annotation of a GenBank genome assembly. NCBI's taxonomy places the organism in Eukaryota, Metazoa, Platyhelminthes, Monogenea, Polystomatidea, Polystomatidae.